AUGCUGUGGGCGGCUUUUUGUCUAGCAUUCUUUGCCUUCCUCCGUGCAGGAGAGUUUACCUGUCCCUCUUGGGCUAGCUUUGAUGAGUCGGGUAUGCUUGCAGUGGGGGACGUGGCGGUGGAUUCUCACAGCAACCCAUCCUACCUAUCUGUUCGGCUCAAGAGAAGUAAGGGCGACCCAUUCGCUCUUGGGAUUACCUUAUAUGUUGGUCGUUCCUUUGGAAAGUUGUGUGCCGUGUCUGCAGUGCUCGCUUACCUGGCAGUUCGUCCUCGUACUCCUGGCCCAUUCUUUAUUUUUCAGGAUGGUAAUGUGUUGUCUAGGCAUCGCCUGGUGUCUGAGCUUUCUACUGCAUUGAGGUCAAUUGGCCUGGACCCCUCCCAUUAUAAGGGGCACAGCUUUAGGAUAGGUGCAGCUUCUGCGGCAGCUAGGGCUGGCCUUAACGACUUGUUAAUUCAAACCCUAGGUCGGUGGAAAUCUGCCGCUUUUCAGUCAUACAUCAGGACUUCAAGAGAGCAGAUUUGCAGCGUGGCCCCUCGUCUUCUCAUCUAA
Amphimedon queenslandica is the source of this 549-nucleotide messenger RNA. RefSeq lists its product as uncharacterized. The coding region runs from base 1 to 549 and encodes 182 amino acids. Gene Ontology annotation, molecular function: DNA binding. The record is from RefSeq and is a predicted model, not a curated record. NCBI's taxonomy places the organism in Eukaryota, Metazoa, Porifera, Demospongiae, Haplosclerida, Niphatidae. Gene Ontology annotation, biological process: DNA recombination; DNA integration. The transcript has a single exon.